Molecule: messenger RNA, 675 nt
Organism: Triticum turgidum subsp. durum (durum wheat)
Lineage: Eukaryota; Viridiplantae; Streptophyta; Magnoliopsida; Poales; Poaceae
Source: the annotation of a GenBank genome assembly
AUGGACGGACAGUACAAUAGUGGUGUGCAUAAUGAGUUGGACCUCUUCAUGUCAAGCAAACACAACCACCUAUUCCAGGACAACCAUAAUGAUGAGAUGGAUGGCCUUCUUGAAGCCACUAAUGUCAUGGGCAACACUAAUGAUGCCAACGUUGUUGAUGCAGACCAUGACAACAAUGAUGGAGAGACCCACAGUGAGCAAAGAAUGGACACAAGAAGUGCCAAUUAUCACUGUCUGCGCAGUGAACAAAUCCUACAACUUGAAGCGUACAAUACAUACUCAAUCAAUGUUUCUGUGUUCCGGGACUGCCCUUAUCCAGAUGAGAAACUUCAGAAGGACCUUAGCGAGAGGCUUGGCAUGAAUGCCCAGCAGGUCAAGUUUUGGUUCCAAAACAAACGCACCUUCAGUAAGGGCAAGAUGCAGCGUUGGGAGACCCAAAAUCGUUGGGUAGAAAAUGAGAGGCUGAAAACUGAACGUCAAGCCAUCAUGUUGGCUAUGCAAAACAAGACUUGCCUCAAAUGCAGAGGGGUGAUGGUACAAUCUCAGGGUACCUCGGAGCGCGAGCGCCUAUACACCGAGAAUAUGAGGCUCAAGGAAGAACUCCUACAUGCCACUGCCUAUCUUAAAGAAGGUCUUCGCCGAAAUGGCAUGUUGCUCCCAUGGGCCCGCAACUGA